This is a messenger RNA of Rhododendron vialii, 1167 nucleotides long. RefSeq lists its product as uncharacterized. NCBI's taxonomy places the organism in Eukaryota, Viridiplantae, Streptophyta, Magnoliopsida, Ericales, Ericaceae. The transcript has a single exon. The record is from RefSeq and is a predicted model, not a curated record. Bases 495 to 926 code for a protein of 143 amino acids.
AUGCUUAAAGUGCUUCAGUAAAUGUUCAAGCUUGGUUUGUUAGGUAAUAAACCAAUCAAGAAUGAAGUUUCAGAGAGUCGAACAUGAACUCAAACUCGAGUAGCUUGAUUUGCUUAUAAGCACCAUAUUGAUCAUAAACUGGGAAAUGUUCUAAACUUAUUACUACCUCUUGUUCAUUUCUCAAGAACGUCGAUAAGGGUUCCUAAAAAUUCAAAGCUAACAAAUGUUUCUCCCUCUAAUGGUGUUCUGGUUAGUUGUUGUCACUUACGUGUAUAUAUAUUUAAGAUAUUUAAAAAAAAUCUACCUUCACCCUGAACCCCAGAAUAGUUGUGUCCAUUCAUCAGUUUCCAGUACAAGUCCAAGAAAAUCCUUGUAUAAAAAAAAAGAAGAAGCUACGUUGAAGCCAAAACAUUCUCUCUCACCGCAUCUAAUGCGAGGCUCUCAAUUGCCAUAGAUAAAAUGGUCUGUAAAAGACUAGUUUCUUAGAGGAAAAGAUGAUGAAGAACAAGCCAGAGCUUGAUGAAGAUCACCGCCAUGACCUAGAAAUCCUCAAGGCAGUGGCACAGGCAUGGCACAAUCACUCCAGCAGCUCUAAGACCGCCACCGAAUUCGAUGCUCACCGGAUAAACUUCAAGGCCAAUCCCACUAGGUUCAAGCUCGAGGCGAUGAAAAAGUCACCGGUUAAGGACACUCGUGGAGCACAUUGGGAUUUCCGGGAGUCAUUGUGGGAUUCUUGUGAGAUUGAAGCCGUGUCGAAACUGUUAGAAACAGGACUAGGGUUGGAACAACAGUUCCCGAUGUGGGAUGAUCCAAGCAUGAGGUAUAAGAGGCCCAAGGAGAGUAAGAAUAGCCUGAGAAAUUUGUUUAACCAGCUGUCUUCAAGAAGGUUUAGUGAAGAAGAUAUUCCCCGCGAUGAGAUGGAUUAAUUUUGAUAUGUUUUUUGUUCGUGAACCUUGUGAUAAUUGAUGCGAACAGCAUUUUUUUCCUACUAUUGUAACACUUUUUGGUUUUUUCCUUCAAAUUGAAAUGGAAAUUGUACAAGAACUUCAGAUGGAGGGAUGAAAUGCAGAAAUAGAGUGAGGGUUUUACUGUUUGAUUCAGGUUGCUGAAACUUUUGAGAAGAAUCUUCUAUUCCCAGUUCAAUUAUAUGUAUGGUGGUUUGGGAGA